AUGUUCUUUUUGUUGUCCUUUCUUCACUUUUCUUCUCUUUCACUCUCAAACUCUCUCUUCCUGAAAUGUUCUUUUAUUGUCUUUCUCUUCCCCUUCUCUUUCUUCUCUCUCAGUAACCCCUUGCCUCCUAGUGGCAUUAUCUUCUCUCUUCCUGAUGAAUGUUCUUUUGUCCUUUCUCUUCACCUCUCCUCACUAAAUAACCCCUUUUGGCCUCUUCUCUCUUCCUUUAUUUUCUUUUUUGUUUCUUUCCCUCUCCUGAAUGUUCUUUUCCCUCUUGUCCUUUUUCUUCACCUCUUCUCUCUUCCUGAUGAAUGUUCUUUUCUCCUUUCUCUUCUCCCUGAUCAAUGUUUUCCUUUUAGUGGCAUUAUCUUCUCUCUUCUCUUUUAUUGUCCUUUCUCUUCCUCUCUCUCCUCACUAAAUGGCAUUCUUCCUCUCACUAAAAUGUUCUUUUAUUGUCCUUUCUCUUCGCCUCUCUCACUAAAAUUUCUCCUCUUUCCCUCUCAUAACCCCUUGCCUCCUAGUGGCAUUAUCUUCUCUCUUCCUGAUGAAUGUUCUUUUUGUCCUUUCUUUCUCUCUCACUUCUCCCUCUCAGUAACCCCUUUCCUUGGCAUUAUCUUCUCUCUUCCUGAUGAAUGUUCUUUUAUUGUCUUUCUCUUCCUUCUCCUCACUAAAUGGCAUUAUCUUCUCUCUUCUUUCUCUUUUAUGUCUUUCUCUUCUUUUAAAGUCUUCUCUUUCUCUUUCCUCUCAGUAACUCCUCCUAGUGGCAUUAUCUUCUCUCUUCUCAUGAAUUUCUUUUAUUCUCUUUCUUCUUUUUCCCUAUUUCUCUUCUCUCUUCCUAGUGGCAUAUUUUUCUUUUGA
Messenger RNA from Acanthosepion pharaonis, 858 nucleotides. Lineage: Eukaryota; Metazoa; Mollusca; Cephalopoda; Sepiida; Sepiidae. The record is from the annotation of a GenBank genome assembly.